Messenger RNA from Perognathus longimembris pacificus (Pacific pocket mouse), 993 nucleotides. RefSeq lists its product as uncharacterized. The coding region runs from base 1 to 993 and encodes 330 amino acids. NCBI's taxonomy places the organism in Eukaryota, Metazoa, Chordata, Mammalia, Rodentia, Heteromyidae. The record is from RefSeq and is a predicted model, not a curated record. The transcript is spliced from 6 exons.
AUGGCCAUUAAGAGUGCUGAGUCAUCCUCUGACACUGAGACUUCAGAAGAGUCCACUGAGAUACCACCGAUGAGGGUGACUAUUAGCUUGAAACGUGGAGAUCAGACCAAGUUAGACAACCCCAAGGAAUCAGAAGACACAGCUGGAAACUCUGAUAGCCAGGACCAGGAUAAUCCUGAUGCUGUGCCUGGUAGUUUACCAGUCUCUUCUCAGGAAUUAAAGACAAACAGGGAAAACCAGGCUGCUGGAGAACAAGAAGCCUGUUCCUAUAAGAAAAAACAAGUUGUGGUCAGGGCUAAGGGAGGAAACAGGCCCAUUUAUACUAUGGCUGCUGCUGCUACAGGUGACUCCCCCCGGGGCAAUCCUAGAAAGAAGAUGUCUCAUGAGAAGAAAUUCCCAGGGAGUGACUCUAGUGUUACUCUGGGAAGACUCUUCCCUCCUUGGGGGCAAAGGAUCAAGGCACCUCCUCUGGAAGCAGCUUCCUUACCUCCAAUCCCAUGUGUUCCUGUGUUUGGGAGUUCCAAGUCAUCUUCGUCUCUGAGUCCUGGACCAAAGCAGUCCAAGCAAGGUGGCACUUUGAGGAGAUCGAGGACUUGGAGAAGGGAGACUCAGCCUGUGGCCAGAGAAGAUUAUGAGCUAAAUAGAGAUCCUGUAAUUCCAGCCCAGCUUCCUACAUACAGGCCGGUACCACCUUACUUGUCGUUGCAUCGUGGAGAAUUCAACAGUGGUGAUGCCCACACCAGAGUCCCACAUAUUUUAGAAAAAUCACAGCACUUACCCCAGAGACAGGGGAGUAUAACCCCUAGAGGCUCUGCACCUUCUGAUGACCAGGAACCACCUGUGCAUCCCACAGGUCCGGAAAGGCCACAACAACCAUCUGGAGAGCAAGGCUGUCCACGGUGUCCGGUGCUACAGAAGGAAAUAGAGAAUCUCAAGGAUCAACUAGCGGCCAUUCAAUUCCUCAAUGAGAAGUUCCACUCUUUUGAAAUAUGA